Molecule: messenger RNA, 567 nt
Organism: Dichotomopilus funicola
Lineage: Eukaryota; Fungi; Ascomycota; Sordariomycetes; Sordariales; Chaetomiaceae
Exons: 2
Coding region: 1-567 (188 amino acids)
Source: RefSeq, a predicted model, not a curated record
AUGGACUCUGUAUCAACCUACGCGGUUGCCAGCUCCGCCUGGCUCGCAACCCAAGCAGUCCCUUUAAUCAUCUGGCCCUCCCUAAUCAGCACCCUACUCCAAAUCGACAGCCCCUCACGAGGCAGCUCCGAAUACAGCGGCAGCCACUACGUCCAUGGCUCGGUCGAACAAUACUUUGCGCGCAGCCUCGGUCUCGCCCAGCUCGCACUUGCCGCCCUCCUUCUCGUCCUCUCCGGUGUGCUCGCGCCGUCCUCGGGCACCACGGCCGCCCCGGACUCUGACACAUCGGUAACGCCUACGGCCUCCGGUACAGUGCUGGUAUCCGCGCUGCACCAUGCAGCCGUGGCCUCGUACGCUUACUCGCGCUACCACACCACGGGGGGGCAGAUGGGUUAUCUGGUUGGUAGCGUGGCAGCGGGCGGGCUGGCGGUGGCGGGAUUGUGGGUGUUGUUGUUUGCGGGCGACAAGCAGCGGAUUAGCCGGCGGACUGGGGCGGACAAGGAUACAAGCGGGUGGCCGUUUCGGAACGCGGAGGCAGAUAAGAGGAAAGGGAAGAAGAGGUUGUAG